This is a messenger RNA of Guyanagaster necrorhizus, 600 nucleotides long. RefSeq lists its product as uncharacterized. The coding region runs from base 1 to 600 and encodes 199 amino acids. NCBI's taxonomy places the organism in Eukaryota, Fungi, Basidiomycota, Agaricomycetes, Agaricales, Physalacriaceae. The transcript has a single exon. The record is from RefSeq and is a predicted model, not a curated record.
AUGGAUGAAUUGCUCGAGUCGAACAAUCCUCCCCUUGAUGCCAAGCAUAUUCAGCUGGAGGGUGUUAUAGGUGAAGGCCAUUGGGUUUUAGCUGGACCACAGGAAUGGAUAACCCAGACAUGGGCUGUGCUUGAGGCACUUUUGAAUGAGGAGAGGCAUGUCAAUCACCUGAUUGAGUCCUGCAAGACAAUCCUUCACCCCAUUCUUAUGAUCCCAGAGGACAUCAUACACAAAAUCUUCUUGACACACCACUUUGAGGCAAUUGAAAGGGAAGGGAGGGAGUCAUUGAAUGGGCAGUUUGUGCUGUUGGUUCUUUCCCAUGUCUGCAGGGAUUGGAGGAGGAUUGCACUGUUGACAUCCUGGCUUUGGCCAUUCAUUAUGCUGGAUUUCAAUGUAUACAAGAAUGAGCAGGCAUGCCAGAAUCUUCUUCAGAUGUAUCUUCUAUGGUCCAUGAUACAUGAUAUCACCCUCUCCAUAUACAGUGAGAAGGAUCUUUCAAAGAGCCAUCUCACACCUGUUCUUCUCUUGAGCAUGCCAUGGUGGAUCUAUGUUUCAAUGGUCAUUCCUUAUAAUUGGCUACAUGCUUUUUCCACCACCUGA